Molecule: messenger RNA, 2082 nt
Organism: Xyrauchen texanus (razorback sucker)
Lineage: Eukaryota; Metazoa; Chordata; Actinopteri; Cypriniformes; Catostomidae
Product: ganglioside GM2 activator-like
Exons: 4
Coding region: 420-1013 (197 amino acids)
Biological process (GO): ganglioside catabolic process; lipid transport
Cellular component (GO): cytoplasmic side of plasma membrane
Molecular function (GO): lipid carrier activity; enzyme activator activity
Source: RefSeq, a predicted model, not a curated record
UCCUUAUAUGCUUUUCACUUAAAUAUAUCUGGUAAGAGUAAGCUUUGGUGUAAGUCGCCAUUUUAAGAUGAAAAACAUUUAUUAUAAUAUGGUCCGUUGUAAAACGGCCUUGGUAUAAUAUUACUUCUAGUACCCUAUUAUUAAUUUUAUUAUUACAAUCUCUUUUUUCAUAGGAGGUCGCUAUUUUUCCACUAUAACGUAAUUGUAUUAUUAUUAUUACUGAAUGCGGAAAGAAUAGUGGAAAAACCCGUUUAAAUACCACGACACACAGUUGUUCCUCAGUGUUUGUAAAACGUUGAUUCGUCUUCACUGCUCGUGGACGAUUAUCUUGGUUGCAAGUGCCAUUGAAAGUUAAGUGCUUUGAAGUAUAUGGCCUACUUUUAGUGUUUAUAUAUAGCCUACACCAUACACCGUGAAAAAUGAAAAGCUGCAUUACCCUGUUUAUGGCUUUGUUCGCUGCAAAUAUGUUUUGGAAAGGAGACUCGCACAGCAUGAAAAGCUCUAAAUUGACCAAGUUGCGGGGGUUUUCUUGGGAAAACUGCGGAAAGCCAGAUGACCCUGCAUUUUUGAAGACUCUGCAUUUGUACCCGGAUCCAAUUCCUUCUCCAGGAUAUUUAUUAGCAAGUGCAUCGGGUUCCUUAUUAACAGAUCUGACCGUACCUCUUUCAGUGAACAUUACAGUGGAAAGAGAAGUUGAUGGUGUGUGGGUAAAAAUACCAUGCAAAGAUGAUCUAGGAAGUUGUCAUUAUCCUAAUAUCUGUAAGCUGCUCGAUCAACUCUUUCCUCCAAGACAGUGCCCUGACCCUUUGCAAAAAUAUUGCCUGCCUUGCCAUUGUCCCUUCAAAAAAGAUGACUACGAUUUGCCAUCGUCGGCUAUGUACAUACCAAAUUUUGAACUGCCUGACAGGAUGACCAAUUACAGAGUACAAGGCAUUUUAAGAAGCUCUGGAAAAGAACUGGGAUGCCUUAAAGUCAGUCUCUCAAUAGCGUCCAUGCUAUACAAUCAACACUGAAGCAAAGCUAAAGUGGUUGCUCUUUGAUAGUAAGGUGCUCUUUUCCUGGCUUUUGGAAGAGAAAGAAAAACAUUUGAGAAAAUGUUGCUUCAUUAAAAAAAAGGAAGAAGUUGAUUAAUCUACGGGAAUUUAUUACGGGGUUUUUAUUUCACAAUUAAUUAUCAGUCGUUGUGUGCAUAUUUCCUUUAAAGAGAUUAUUCACACAAAAAGGAGAAUUCUCAUCAUUUUCUCACAAGAAUUUCUUUCUUCUGCUGAACACAGAUUAAGGUUUUAAGAAGAAUAUCUCAGCUCUGUAUGUCCUCAAAAUGCAAGUGAAUGGGUACCAAGAUUUUGAAGCUACAAAAAGCACAUAAAGGCAGGAUUAAAGUAAUCCAUAACUCCAGUGGUUAAAUUCAUGUUUUCAGAAGCGAAAUGAGAGGAGUGGGUGAGGAACAGGUCAAUAUUUAAGUCCUUUUUACUAUAAUUUCUCCUCCCUGGUGAUAUGCAUGAAGAAUGUGAAUUAAAAUAACAAAAGAAGAACAAUGUAAAAGUGGAGAUUUAUAGUAAACGUGUAUAUAUAUAUAUAUUGAUCUGUUUCUCACCUACACCUAUCAUAUCGCUUCUGAAGAUAUGGAUUUGACCACUGGAAUCAUAUGGAUUCCUUUUUUUGUUUGUUAUUUCCUUUAUGUCCUUUAUCCAAACGCUUUUAUCCAAAGCGACUUACAGUACACAUAUUACUUAGGAUAAUCCCCCCGGAGCAAUCUGGAGUUAAGUGCUUUGCUCAAGGACACAAUGGUGGUGGCUGUGGGGAUCGAACCAGCAACCUUCUGAUUAACAGUUAUGUGCUUUAGCCCACUACGCCAACACCACACCACACCGCAUAAGUAUCUACAGAGUUGAAAUAUUCUCCUAACAAUCUUUGUUUGUGUUCAGCAGAAUAAAGUAAGUCAUACACAUCUGGGAUGGCAUAUAAUGGCAGUAAAUAAUGAGGGAAUUUAAAUUUUUAACAAAGAAGCUAUUUACUGAAUUUGCUGUCAUGGUGAUUUAUACAUUAUAUCCUUGAUUAAUAAAAGUAUUUAUUUGCCUAAAA